This is a messenger RNA of Helianthus annuus (common sunflower), 6347 nucleotides long. Its product is annotated as putative disease resistance RPP13-like protein 1. Gene Ontology annotation, biological process: defense response to other organism. The record is from RefSeq and is a predicted model, not a curated record. Gene Ontology annotation, molecular function: ADP binding. The transcript is spliced from 2 exons. Lineage: Eukaryota; Viridiplantae; Streptophyta; Magnoliopsida; Asterales; Asteraceae. The coding region runs from base 2400 to 6347 and encodes 1315 amino acids.
UCCAGGAUUCCCGAAUCACCUCUUGUGACACAAGCAGUCCAGGUGGUGACGGCAAUGGUCCCGCAUCCCAAAGCCAGUACACCAAAGAAGAUGUUCUUACCAGAGCCUAGAAAAGACGCAAUAUCUUCAUGCAGCUUUAAAUGAAUAGUUCCAAUGGGCGGAGGUGAAGAAUAUUAGUUGAGACGCGCGUGUAAUACUUGUACGAAAGUGAAGAAUAUUAGUCGAGACUGACGUGUAAUACUUGUAAUUACAGUUUCCGUUCACUUCACCACCACCACUCUCACUUCAACUCUGAUUAUCAUCGAUUUAAUGUAAGUUCGCUUAACCUAACUUUUUAAUUAAAUGUCAUUAUGUUUUUUAUUCUUCAAGUGUCACUGGUUUUGCUUUAUGAUUUUAGUUAUUUAUGAUGACAAUUCAAUGAGUAUGUGAAUCGCGUAAGAAUUUAAUUUAAUAUUUAAUAUAAAUACUAUACUAAAAUAUUCAUUAAAAAAACGAUGACCAUAAAUACAACCACAAUACACGGGAAAGCAUGUUCAUGUAAAGUAACCGUUGGCAACUUGACAUUAAUUUAAUCCAUUAAAUAUUAUUAAAAGUAAUAAUCAAGACAGUGUCAUGUGGCUUACAGCUAUACUUUACAAAAGAAAUGUUAAAAAAUGUUCAUCAAGCAAGAACAUCUAUAAAAUCACUAUAAGCAGGAAUAAAGUAGAAGGAAUCAAAGCAAAUAUUCAAGUAUCACACUUUGAUCCGUAGCGGAAUAAGUGAUCAGGGCGUGAUUAGUUGAUCCAAAGCUUAUAACUUGCUAUUACUUUAAAUAAUAAUUAAUUCAUAUUGAAUGUUCCACAAAACAGAUAAUCCAAAUAAAACAAUUUAAUAUAUGAGACAUAUAACAACUAAACUACAUUAUCCGUGUUUCUUGUUAACUAAGGCUCAUCCUAUGUCCAAAUCUUCUCUUCAUGUCUGUUCACAUGUAUCACGUGUAAAAGUAGUUAUUGAGUCAACAAAGGCCGGUGAGUAAACCUCAUUGUUAUUAGGAAAAUAAUAUAUCUAAUUUGUGUAUUGAGAAAAUGUGCAUUAACCAAUGUAAGUAAAUAUGUUACAGGUCCGUGUAUCACACGGAUUGAAUAAAGCUUUCUUGUUCAUAUAUUCGUAAAAUCGUAUAGAUUAAACAUUCAUACUUUCUUCAUGUUUAUAUGAUAUUUCUUUUGACAUAAACAAAAAAAGACGCUAUAUUAAAUAAUAUAUUUAAAAAGAACUAUUUUAAUGUUUUUCUUUGUAUUAUUUUUACUUUUAAUCUUUUUAUUUGUUUAAAAAAGAACCAUCAAAUUAGGGGUGCUAAACGGGUCGGGUUCGUGGGUUCAACCCGACCCGAACCUGAAAAUUUUAGAUGAACCCGUACCCGACCCGAAAAUCUUGUCAUAUAUAUGAACUCAAACACGACCCGAAUAUUAGCGGGUUGACCCGAACACAACACGUUCAACCCGAAUUUUCAAAAAAAAAAACACAAAUGUAUAUUUUGCUUUUUAAUUAUAAAACUUUAUGUCAGUCUCUCUUUUUAAGUUAUAAUUAUGCAUACAAUACACAACCAAAUUAAUUUAUGUUAUAUAACAUAUUAUAAAAAAUAAUAAAACAUGAUAUAAAUGGGUUAAAUGGGUCAACCUGCGUGGGUUGACCCGAACCCGACCCAUUUAGCUAAACGGGUUCAACCUGAAACUAACUUGACCCAUUUAGACUAAAACUAAACCCGCGAAUUUCGUGUUAGGUUCGUGUUGUGUUUUCGGGUUGUGUUUGAAAUUCACAACCCUACAUCAAAGACAGUAUGUGAAAAAUGUAAACUGAUAAAUAAACAAAGAAAAAAAAGAUAAAAAAAUAGUUGUUUUUUUGAACGGUUAAUUUCAUACUCUAAAGCGAAUCUUAUUAGGAAGAUUUUAACAAUAUUUUUCAUAAUAAAAAAAUAGUUGGUUUAGAUUAAAGCUAGAUGGAUUAUGAACAAAAUGGGCUCGCCUUUGUUGUCAAAACACUAAAGCGAAUCUUAUUAGGAAGAUUUUAACAUUUUUCAUAAUAAAAAAAAACAAAUGUGGUUGAAUCCAUAUAUAUUUGAUUGUUUAAUCUGGGAACACAUGUGAUCCAUCAAAUAUUAAGUAAAUAAAUACACAAGUGGUUUUUUUUUAAUCACUACCUACUCCCUCUUGAGUAAAUAAACAAGUGGUUUUUUUUAAUGACUACCAGCCAGAAGAUGCACAAUAAGAAUAAAAAAAAAUAAAAGUUUGACCAAAAAAUUUGCAGAAUUCACUAUAAACAACAGUUUCAAUCGUUGUUUGAUCUGUGCACUCAUCAUUUCAUUCAGAUCCCUAUUACACACACACACACACAGCUCCCAGUUUAAGUAAUCACUAUAAACCAUGGCUGAAACUCUUGCAAAUGAACUCCUCAAAGUUCUUGUUAAGAAGAUGACCGAUGAAGCCUUCAAGCGUGUUGCUCGUGCUCAUGGCAUUUACAACGAGCUCAAGGAGUUGAAGAAGACACUCUCCAGGAUCCAAGAUCUGCUUCAGGAUGCCUCUCAGAAGGAGGUUACCCAUAAAUCUGUCAAAGAAUGGCUGAAUGCUCUCCAACAUUUGGCUUACGAUAUCGAUGACGUACUCGACGAUUUGGCUACUGAAGACAUGCAUCGUGAGCUCACCUUGCAGGAGCCUGCAGCAUCCACCAGCAAGGUAAGAAAGCUCAUCUCAUCAUGCUGCACAAAGUUCUCACUAAGUCAUAGGCUGUCUCCCAAGUUAGAUAGUAUUAACAGAGAGUUAGAAAAUCUAGAAAAACGAAAAACGGAUCUAGGUUUGCUUAAGAUUGAUGAAAAGCCAAAGUAUACUAGUAGAAGAUACGAAACCUCUUUGCCAGAUGGGUCUAGUGUUAUUGGAAGAGAAGUUGAGAAAGAGAAAUUGCUGAAGAAGUUGUUAGGGGAUGAUGGGUCAUCUAAGGAAAAUUUUAGCAUUGUACCCAUAGUUGGUAUGGGUGGGGUAGGAAAAACCACUCUGGCUAGAAUUUUGUAUAACCAUACUAAGGUGCAGAGUCACUUUGAACUCCACGUAUGGAUUUGUGUUUCUGAUGAUUUUGAUGUCUUUAAGAUAAGCAAAACCAUGUUUCAAGAUGUUUCUAAUGAGAACAAGAAUUUUGAAAAUUUAAAUCAGCUUCAUAUGGCUCUUACAAAUCAGCUUAAAAACAAACGAUUUCUACUAGUACUCGAUGAUGUGUGGCAUGAAAACGAAAACGAUUGGGAAAACCUAGUGCGCCCAUUUCAUUCAUGUGCCCCUGGAAGUAGGAUAAUCAUGACAACUCGUAAGGAGGAACUGCUCAAAAACCUACAUUUUGGUCAUCUAGACUCCCUUAAGAGUUUGUCACAUGAAGAUGCUCUAUCUUUAUUUGCUCUACAUGCUUUAGGCGUAGAGAACUUCAAUUCACACACAACACUUAAACCACAUGGUGAAGGCAUUGUGAAAAAGUGUGUUGGUUUGCCUUUGGCUUUGAAGGCAAUUGGAAGGCUAUUGGGGACGAGAACAAAUGUAGAAGACUGGGAAGACGUGUUGAACAGUGAGAUAUGGAAUUUGGAAAAUAGUGAUAAGAUUGUUCCAGCUCUCAGGCUUAGCUACCACGAUCUUUCUGCAGAUUUGAAGCAGUUGUUUGCGUACUGCUCCUUGUUCCCAAAGGAUUAUUUGUUUGACAAGGAAGAGUUGGUAUUAUUGUGGAUGGCGGAAGGGUUUUUGAGCCCAUCAAAUGCAACUAAGUCACCGGAACGCUUGGGCCAUGAAUAUUUUGAAAUAUUGUUAUCAAGGUCAUUUUUUCAACAUGCACCUAAUGAUGAAUCACUGUUUAUCAUGCAUGAUCUGAUGAAUGACUUGGCCAUGCUUGUUGCCGGAGAACUUUUUUUAAGGUUUGACAACCAUAUGAAGAUAGGCACCGAAGACUUGGCAAACUAUCGCCAUAUGUCAUUUUCUCGCGAGAAGUAUGUAGGUUACCAUAAGUUUAAGGCAUUCAAAGGAGCCAAAAGCUUGAGAACAUUUUUAGCAGUAUCUCUCUGUGUGGAUCCACGUUGGAACUACUUUUUCUUAUCUAAUAAGAUUCUGGUUGACUUACUUCCUAGCUUAACAUUAUUAAGGGUUCUUUCUUUGAGUCAUUAUCAAAUAACUGAGGUACCAGAGUUCAUCAAUAGUUUGAAGCACUUGAGGUAUCUUAAUUUAUCUAAAACUAUGAUAAAAGAGUUACCAGAGAGUGUUAGCAAUCUUUAUAAUUUACAGACAUUGAUUGUUUUUGGUUGCGAAAGAUUGGCUAAGUUGCCUGAAAGCUUCUUAAAGCUUAAACGGUUACGGCAUUUUGACAUAAGGAAUACUCCGUUAUUGGUGAAGCUGCCAUUCGGGAUUGGUGAGUUGGAAAGCCUACAAACUCUCACCAAAAUGAUCAUUGAAGAAGGUGUUGGCUUUGCAAUAAAUGAGCUCAAGGGAUUAACAAAUCUCCACGGGGAAGUUUCCAUCGAGGGAUUGCACAAAGUGCAAAGCGCAAAGCAUGCACGGGAGGCGAACUUAUCUCUAAAAAAGAUUACUGGAUUAGAGCUGCAAUGGGUUGAUGUGUUUGAUGGCUCACGAAUGGAUACACUUGAAGAGGAAGUUCUCAAUGAGCUGAAACCUAAUAGUGAUACGUUGAAAACACUUUCAGUCGUGUCAUAUGGGGGAACACAAAUUUCAAAUUGGGCUGGUGAUCGCUCUUUUCAUGAGUUGGUUGAUGUGUCAAUACGUGGUUGUAAAAAAUGCACAUCUCUACCCCCAUUUGGGUUGCUCCCAUCACUGAAGAGGUUGCAGAUUCAAGGCAUGGAUGAGGUUAAAAUCAUAGGUUUGGAGUUAACCGGAAAUGAUGUUAACGCCUUCCGUUCGCUUGAAGUUCUAACAUUUGAAGAUAUGUCUGGAUGGGAGGGGUGGUCAACUAAAAAUGAGGGUUCAGCAGCAGUGUUUACGUGCCUUAAAGAGCUUUAUGUAAAGAAUUGUCCACAAUUGAUUGAUGUCUCACUUCAAGCACUGCCUUCACUCAAGGUUCUUGAAAUUGAGGAAUGUGCUGAUGGUGUGUUGAGAAGUCUGGUUCAGGUAGCUUCUUCAGUCACUAAGUUGAGAAUAAGUUAUGUAUCAGGGCUUACAUAUGAGGUGUGGAGAGGAGUUAUAAGGUAUCUUAAGGAAGUUGAAGUAUUAAGUAUCAGGGGAUGUAAUGAAAUAGAAUACUUGUGGGAAUCAGAAACAGAGGCAAGUAAGCUUCUUGUGAGAUUAAAGGAAUUGAGUUUAGGGGGAUGUUCAGGUUUGGUAAGUUUAGAAGAGAAAGAGGAGGAUGACAAUUUUGGGAGCAGCACCGGCCUGUUAUCUCUUAGAAGUUUGUAUGUAAGGUAUUGUAGUAGCAUAAAGCGUUUAUGCUGUCCAAAUAGCAUCGAGAGUUUGGAUAUUGAAGAAUGUUCAGUUAUUAAAGAUGUCUACCUCCCAAAAGGAGGAGGGAAUAAGCUCAAGUCACUUCGUAUAAGCUAUUGUGAUAAACUUGAGGGAAAAAUCAACAACACAAGCAUGCCAAUGCUUGAAACCCUAGAUAUUGAUAAAUGGGAAAAUCUAAGAUCAAUCAGUGAAUUGAGUAACUCCACUCACCUCACCAGCCUGGAUAUAAAGCGAUGCCCACAUAUCGUGUCACUUCCAGAGCUUCAGCUAUCAAACCUCACCAGUUUGUCAAUUUGGACAUGUGAAAGUCUGGAGUCAUUACCUGAACUAUCAAAUCUCACCUUUUUGUCAAUUAGUGAUUGUAAACGUCUGGUGUCAUUACCUGAGCUAAAGAAUCUCGCCUUGUUAAAAGAUCUGAAAAUCAGAUGGUGUCCAGGUAUUGAUGUUUCCAUUCAUGGUGGGCGUUGGCCUCCCAAAUUGUGCUCACUUACACUAGAAGGGUUGAAGAAGAAGCCCAUAUCAGAGUGGGGGGAUCUGAAUUUUCCAACUUCCCUUGUUGACCUAACGUUAGGGGAUGAACCCAAUGUGAGGAACUUUAGUCAGUUGUCCCACCUUUUCCCUUCUUCUCUUACAAAGUUGACAAUAGUCGAAUUUGAUAAACUGGAAUCAGUUUCAACGGGACUCCAACACCUCACAUCCCUUCAACAUCUUGAAAUUUGGAAUUGCCCAAAGGUGAACGAUCUACCAGAGACGCUGUUACCUUCACUUUUGAGUUUGACUAUAUAUUAUUGCCCAAAAUUGAAAGAAAGGUGUGAAGGAAGAGGCUCCCAAUACUGGCCACUCAUCUCUCAUAUCCCCUGCAUCGACAUGGACGGCAGGUACUUGUUUUAUUCAUAA